ACAAGUCCGCUCAAACCUGUCUGAAGUUUUCCACUUCCAAGCCUGUAUGAGACGAGGAAGAAGGCAGCCUCUGUGCUGAGGGCUCCGGAUAGAGGCGAUGACUGCUUCCCCUCACAUCUGUCAUCUCCAUAGCUGAAGUGGAGGAGGUCCAGACUGCCAGGUACAGAGCAGACAGGUGCCUGGCUCCUCACCUCACUCAGAAGGAAGCUGGUGUUGAGAUGGUACCUCCAAGGCAGGAGCAUCUUCAAUAGUCAUAGUGGGGUAUCUGGGCAGGGAGCAUGCAGAGGUCACCCUUACCUUUCUCCUGGUCACUCUGGCUCUCCUGCUGCUCCCUCAUGCUGCUGCCCAUGGCACAGGGGACAUUGGUGGAAAGCAGCAGAAGAGCAAACAUGGACAGUGGCUUCUUGUACAGGCGUCUGAAGAACCACGAGAAGAGGGAGAUGCAGAAAGAGAUCCUCUCCAUCCUAGGUCUGCCCCAUAGACCUAGACCCCUGCAUGGACUCAGCUCUGCACAGCAGCCUGGGAGACUGAACUCUGCCCCCCUCUUCAUGCUGGACCUGUAUAAUGCCAUGUCUGGUCAGGAGCAAGCCAUGGACAUGAAGGGCUGGUCACACAGAAGCCCCCAUAGUCAUCAGGUGAAGAGUCUGCUGAGCAGCCCCCUGACCAGCCAGCAGGACAGUGCUUUCCUCAAUGAUGCUGACAUGGUCAUGAGCUUUGUUAACCUGGUUGAGUAUGACAAGGAGCUUUCACCUCGCCUAAGACAUCAUAAGGAAUUCAAGUUUAAUUUAUCUCAGAUUCCUGAGGGAGAAGCCGUGACAGCUGCAGAAUUCCGAAUAUACAAGGACUGUGUUCUGGGCAGCUUUGAGAAUCAGACUUUUUUCAUCAGCAUUUAUCAAGUAUUAACAGAGCACCGAAACAGGGAGACUGAUGUUUUUCUCCUGGAUACCCAGACAGUGUGGGCUUCUGAAGAAGGAUGGCUGGAGUUUGAUAUUACUGCAACCAGCAACUUAUGGGUAAUGAAUCCUCGACACAAUCUUGGACUGCAGCUUAGCGUGGAGACCAGAGAUGGUCAAAAUGUAAACACAAAAGCCGCAGGUUUGGUUGGCAGAGAUGGCCCAUAUGACAAGCAGCCAUUCAUGGUCGCUUUUUUUAAAGCAAGCGAGGUUCACCUGAGGACAGCUAGAUCUGCAACAAGCAACCGCAAGAACCAGAAUCGUAACCGCUACUCUCAUUCUCAAGAUGUAUCCAGAGUUUCCAGUGUAACAGAUUACAACAGCAGUGACCUUAAAACAGCCUGUCGGAAACAUGAGUUGUAUGUCAGUUUUCAAGACUUGGGUUGGCAGGACUGGAUAAUAGCACCAAAAGGCUAUGCUGCUAACUAUUGUGGAGGAGAAUGCUCAUUUCCACUGAAUGCUCACAUGAAUGCCACAAACCAUGCUAUUGUGCAAACCCUGGUCCACCUUAUGAAUCCAGAGUAUGUCCCAAAGCCAUGCUGCGCCCCAACCAAGUUAAAUGCCAUAUCAGUGCUUUAUUUUGAUGACAACUCCAAUGUCAUACUAAAGAAAUACAGGAACAUGGUCGUAAGAGCUUGUGGCUGCCAUUAAAAACGGGAUCUGGCCAUUUCAAGGAGUCAUCAAGUGAGAGAAGAUCAUCCAGUUAUAUCACUUUCACUUGAUUGCAUAUUGCUGAUAGUGACUGAAGCAUUCAGCAAGAGCAUUAUCGAUGCUUAUUUAUAAAGAUGCCAGUUAUGUGUAUUACUUGUACCCACAGGAUGGUCAUUUCACUUCAGAGUUGGACAUAUGGAAUCUUCCAAAAUGAAAUUUUGCAAAUUCAUUAUCGUUAGCUUGGAUCAAGCUGUGUUUCAAUUUAAAAUAAAUAAUAUAUGUAUUAAG
Molecule: messenger RNA, 1892 nt
Organism: Bufo gargarizans (Asiatic toad)
Lineage: Eukaryota; Metazoa; Chordata; Amphibia; Anura; Bufonidae
Gene: BMP6
Product: bone morphogenetic protein 6
Exons: 7
Coding region: 279-1604 (441 amino acids)
Biological process (GO): SMAD protein signal transduction
Cellular component (GO): extracellular region
Molecular function (GO): growth factor activity; cytokine activity
Source: RefSeq, a predicted model, not a curated record